UAACAUUUUUGUUAGGAAAAGAACUAAAGAGACAUGACGGCUGAGGCAACGGCCUGAUGAAAUGUGCGAAACGGUGAUCGUGUACACCGCGAAGCACUAGAUCUGCGGGCCGUAACCUCUCUGAACUCGAUACUCGAACUCAACACUCACUCACUGCACACCACUUCCUUCUCUUCUCUCUCUUUCGCUUCCAUGGAUCUCUGCUGAUUCUUCAGAUCCAGCAUGGCCAACUUCCUCGCUCAGUUCCAGACAAUUAAGAACACCUCCGAUCGCCUCGUCAUUUCAGGCAAAGUUAAGAGAGGUCCAUUGCAUUGGCAACUGCAAGAAUAAUCUCAACUGUUGUGACUCCUCGCAAUAGAAGCAGAAACAGUAAUCAACAGUAGAUGUAGGCUAUCAUUGAUCUAGAUGUGUGUGUGUAUGACCUUAUAUUGAUGCUUCAUCAAAAUGAUUCUCAGUGGAGGAUGUGAGUGACAUUUGGCCAACUGUCAAGCCUGCAUUUGAGGCGCGUUUGCCGUUCAAAAGAGCGACUUUGAAUAACAAGACGCGGAACCCUGUCUUUGUUGAGGCAUUGCCUGCUGAGUUUAUAUUAACUACAGAUUCAAGACUCCGUAGCCGGUUCCCUCACGAGCAGUUUUUGUUUUGGUUCCGGGAGCCGUAUGCCAAUAUUGUACUUGUCACCUGUGAGGAUCUGGAUGAGUUCAAAACCAUCCUUAAACCACGCUUGAAAUUGAUUGUCCAAAAUGAUGAAAGGGAGUGGUUUGUUGUAUUUGUAUCUAAAGCUCAUCCAGCUAAUGAUCAAGCAAGCAAAAUGGCGAAGAAAGUAUAUGCUAAACUUGAAGUUGAGUUUAACACCAAAAAAAGAGAAAGAUGCUGCAAAUAUGAUAUGCAUCUCCCUGAAGCAAACUUUUGGGAGGAUCUAGAAUCAAAGAUAAUGGAAUGCAUCAGAAAUACCCUGGAUAGGCGUGUACAAUUCUAUGAGGAUGAGAUACGAAAGCUCAGUGAACAGCGACUCAUGCCAGUCUGGAACUUCUGCAAUUUUUUUAUUCUUAAGGAAAGCUUGGCUUUUAUGUUUGAAAUGGCUCACCUUCAUGAAGAUGCCUUACGGGAAUAUGACGAACUAGAACUCUGCUAUCUUGAAACAGUUAACGUGACUGGAAAGCAGAGAGACUUUGGAGGGGCAGAUCAUGGUGACGACCAGGCAGCAUUGGUUAAUCCAGGAAAUAAAGCAUUGACACAGAUUGUUCAAGAGGACUCAUUUAGGGAAUUUGAAUUCAGACAGUAUCUAUUUGCCUGUCAAUCAAAGCUCUUAUUCAAGCUCAAUCGUCCCAUCGAGGCUGCAUCACGAGGCUAUUCAUUCAUAAUAAGCUUCUCAAAAUCGUUGGCAUUGCAUGAGCGUAUACUGCCUUUUUGUAUGCGUGAAGUCUGGGUAACAACUGCUUGUUUGGCCUUAAUUGAAGCAACCACUUCUAAUUAUAAAGAUGAACUUGUGGCACCUGACAUAGAGAAGGAGUUUUUUCGUCUUCUGGGUGACCUGUAUUCUCUAGCUAGAGUUAAGUUCAUGAGGCUUGCCUAUUUAAUUGGGUAUGGAACUGAUAUAGAAAGAAGUCCUGUCAACAGUGCUUCCCUCAGCUUGCUACCUUGGCCUAAGCCAGCUGUAUGGCCUACAGUUCCUGCCGACGCUUCAACAGAGGUGCUUGAGAAAGAAAAGCUGAUUCUCCAAACAACUUCUAGAACCAAGUCCUUUGGUAUCCAGAGGAAACCUCUGCCUCUGGAACCUACUGUUCUUCUACGAGAGGCCAACAGGCGGAGGGCUUCACUUUCAGCUGGAAAUAUGUCUGAAAUGUUUGACAGUCGCCAGGGUCCAAUGGAAGGAUCAGGUUUCGACUCAUCCACAAGAAUGUCACCACCGCGUAAAGCACUUGCAAGUUCUUCCAUGUCACGUACAAAUUCUUCACCAGGAAACUUCGAGGGUUCAAUUGACCGACCGAUGAGGCUUGCUGAAAUUUUUAUUGCUGCUGAGCAUGCUUUGAAGCAAACAAUUUCCAAUCCAGAACUGUGGAAGUCAUUAUCAUCAUCUGAGGAGUUUGAGCAAAAAUAUUUAGAUUUAACUAAAGGUGCUGCUGAUAAUUACCAUCGUUCCUGGUGGAAAAGACAUGGUGUUGUCCUUGAUGGUGAGAUAGCAGCUGUUGCUUUUAAGCAUGGACAUUUUGAUCAAGCUGCAAAGUCAUAUGAGAAGGUUUGUGCUCUGUAUGCUGGUGAAGGAUGGCAGGAUUUGUUGGCUGAGGUCCUUCCCAAUUUAGCCGAGUGUCAGAAGAUACUUAAUGAUCAAGCUGGCUACUUAUUAUCUUGUGUGAGGUUACUUUCUCUUGAUGAAGGGUUAUUUUUGACCAAGGAGCGUCAAGCCUUUCAGUCAGAAGUUGUUCGCCUUGCUCAUAGUGAAAUGAAGGACCCUGUACCUCUUGAUGUAUCAUCAUUAAUUACAUUUUCUGGAAAUCCUGGGCCUCCAUUGGCGUUAUGUGAUAAGGAUCCCGGUAUCCUUUCUGUAACUUUAUGGAGUGGCUUUCCUGAUGAUAUUACUCUUGAUUCAAUCAGUCUUACAUUAAACGCAACAUAUAAUACUGAUGAAGGUGUAAAGGCAUUGAAGAGUUCUACUGCUAUUGUGUUACACCCUGGUCGAAAUACUAUUACCUUGGAUCUACCACCUCAGAAACCGGGAUCUUAUGUUCUUGGGGUUCUUACUGGGCAAAUUGGGCCGUUGAGGUUUAGAUCUCAUAGUUUUUCAAAAGUUGGUCCUGCAGAUAGUGAUGAUUUUAUGAGUUAUGAAAAGCCAGCUAAACCCAUUCUAAAGGUUUUCAAACCUAGAGCCCUUGUUGAUCUUGAUGCUGCUGUUUCAUCUGCUUUGUUGAUAAAUGAAGACCAAUGGGUUGGCAUUUUAGUUCGGCCAGUAAAUUACUCUCUCAAAGCUGCUGUAUUGCAUAUUGAUACUGGUCCAGGGUUGGAGAUUAAAGAGUCACACGUAAUUGAGAUGGAAAGCUCUGCUGGUGUAUCAGAGAAUGAUGGUGAUCAGGUGCAGAAUGAUGAUGCCCAAAUAAGAACUCUAAAUUCUGAUAAAAAAUUUGAACGUUUGAUUCUCCGUGAUGGUAAAAUAGAAUUUCCAAAUUGGGCAAGUGAAAUUCCUUCUAUUCUUUGGGUUCUGGUUCGUGCCAUCAGUGACACACUCAGCAGAGGAUCAUCUUCAGCCACAACAAGGAGAGAGAGUAUUGUAGAUGGAAUGAGAACAAUAGCUCUGAAACUUGAAUUUGGAGCAUUCCACAAUCAGAUAUUUGAAAGGACCCUAGCAGUGCAUUUUACAUAUCCUUUCUAUGUGAGGACACGUGUUACUGAUAAAUGCAAUGAUGGUACCCUGCUUCUGCAGGUGAUACUUCACUCUGAAGUAAAGGCUACACUGACCAUUUAUGAUGCUUGGCUUGAUCUUCAAGAUGGAUUUGUUCAUACUGGACAAACUGAGGGUAGACCUAAUUCAAGUUUCUUCCCACUAAUCAUAUCUCCCUCUUCCAAAGCAGGGAUUUUGUUUAGCAUCUGCCUAGACAAGACAAAUCUGGAAGAAGCCAGGGAGCAACCAGAAAGCAUAUUAAAUAUCAAAUAUGGAAUUUCUGGUGAUAGAACAAUUGGAGCCCACCCUCCUGUCAUGAAUGAAUCUGCUGGAGUUGAUGGUGCCAGACAGGAGUUAAUCUUCAGGAGUGCAAUUACUUUGCAAAGGCCUGUGCUUGAUCCAUGCCUAGCUGUUGGUUUUCUUCCUCUCCCUUCAGAUGGUCUAAGAGUUGGACAACUAAUUAAGAUGCAAUGGAGAGUGGAAAGGUUAAAGGAUUUGGAUGAGGCAGGAGUUUCUAAACAGAAUGAUGAGGUACUAUACGAGGUAAAUGCAAAUUCUGGAAAUUGGAUGAUAGCCGGGAGGAAAAGAGGAUAUGCAUCUCUGUCCCCAAAACAAGGCGCAAGAAUAAUUAUCUCAGUAUUAUGCAUGCCACUGGUGGCUGGUUAUGUUCGCCCUCCCUUACUUGGGCUUCCAGAUGUUGAUGAGGCAAAUAUAAGCUGCAAACCUGCUGGGCCACAUCUGGUUUGUGUUUUGCCACCUCCUCUCAGUUCGUCCUUCUGCAUUCCAGUUAAUUCAUGAGUUUUCUCUAAGUCUCAAUCCCACUCCACUCAAGCUUGAUUCAGUUUGUGUUCCAUAGGUUUAGGAUGUUUGAGAUUUUUUUUGGUUUCCGUAAAGUAGGAAAGUGUAACUUUGCGCCUGUUAAUUUCAUUGCCCUGCAUGAAAAAUCUCCUUAGUUGGAUUUGUGUUGCUUAUAGCCUUCAUGUAGUGAUCAAAGUAUCAGCAGCAACCCUGGCGCGUGUACAGUGGAAUUUUGUGCUCUUCCUUGUACGAUAGACAGAUACACAGACCAUAGCAUUCUUUUGUCUCAUAUAUAAAAUUAUGAAAGUUAGUUGGAACCACCAUAUACAAUUUCAUCGUUUUGCUCCCGAGCAAUAGAACAUUUUGUUGA
Messenger RNA from Cajanus cajan (pigeon pea), 4541 nucleotides. The record is from RefSeq and is a predicted model, not a curated record. NCBI's taxonomy places the organism in Eukaryota, Viridiplantae, Streptophyta, Magnoliopsida, Fabales, Fabaceae.